AUGACUGUCGUACCGGUUGGAAUGGGUGACCAUGAUGAAGAGAAAGGGGAGGUCGAGGUGCCGGCAGCUCAUGGGGAGGAGUCGUUACGACCCAAUCGGCCGACACCUUCCCGCCAGGACACAACAGCAUCAACCCUAACGCUCAAGUGGUCAACGCCGAACGACCCUGCCAACCCAUAUAACUUCUCGCAUCGAAGGAAAUGGUUGAUCACUGCCCUUGCCGUUCUCGCCACCUUCGUCGCGAUGAUGAACGGCACGAUGAUCACGGUCGCCCAUGAGCAGACCUCAGAGUACUUCAACUACAGCGACGCCAACUUCCCCAAUUCGUAUUGGCCGACCACAGCCUGGACGAUGGGCGGCGCUUGCUCUGUCCUCCUAGUCCUUCCCAUCAUGGAAGACUUUGGUUCUAGGAUACCUUUCCUAGGCACCUACACGUUCUUCCUCAUAUGGCUCGUCCCGCAAGCUCUGGCUCGAAACUUUGCGACGAUGAUCGUCGCUCGAUUCUUCGCCGGCGCAGCAGCAUGCGUGCUCGCCAACACAUCAGCAGGCGUCAUCACAAACAUCUGGGAAGACGAGAAAGCGAGGACCAUCCCGACCAGUGUUUUCAUCACGGCAUAUCUCGCAGGCACCAGCACUGGACCCGUGCUUGGUGCUGCGAUCCUUCACAGUGGCAUCGGCGGCCACAGCGGUUGGCGCUGGCUAAGCUGGUUUCAACUGAUCUGGUGCGCGGCGCUUAUGCCGCUGUACAUCGUUUUCUUCAAGGAGACUCGAGGUGCCGCCAUCCUCGCCAGACGGGCAGCAAGGGACGCAAAGUCAGCUCAAGCAGACCCUGAUCACCUCGCCAGACUCCCCUCCCGCUGCCUGAACCACACUCCCAUCCUCACCAAGCUCAAAAUCUCCCUCAGCCGACCCCUGUACAUGCUCUUCACCGAACCCGUCCUCGCCACCUUCGUACUCUGUCUUCGUCACCCUGUACCCAACCUGGGCCCCAUUCAAGCAGGCUACAUCCAAGGCGCCAUCGUCAUCGGCGAGCUGCUAGGCUGGCCAUUCGUCUUCGUCUCCUCUAAAAUCUACUUCGGUUCCGCCAAACGCAACACCGAGUUCCCCGGCCGACCCAUUCCAGAAGCACGCUGCUACGUCUCCAUCGUCGCCAGCUUCUUGGGCGUGGUAGGCGGCAUGUUCGUGUACGGCUGGUGCUCUACACCCUCCGUACCCUGGAUCGCGCCCGCCAUCGGGCUGGCAAUGGUCGGGUGGGGAAUCAACAUCGUCGUGUUGGCUAUAGCGGACUAUGUGCUGGACAGCUACGCCAAGUACGCCGGUAGCGCGAUUGCGGCGGCGGCGAUGGGGGAGAAUGUGUUUGCGGCGUUUUUGCCGUUGAGUAGUUAUAGUAUGUAUACUACGUUGGGGUUUCAGUGGGCGAGUAGUUUAUUGGGGUUUCUGGCGUUGGGGAUUAGUGUUGCGAGCGUGUGGAUUAUUAUUUAUGGGAGGAGGUUGAGGGAACGGAGUCCGUUUAUGGAGAGUGCGGUUUUGGGGAAGGGGGAUGUUGGGCGGGAAUAG
Molecule: messenger RNA, 1557 nt
Organism: Cyphellophora attinorum
Lineage: Eukaryota; Fungi; Ascomycota; Eurotiomycetes; Chaetothyriales; Cyphellophoraceae
Product: putative transporter
Exons: 3
Coding region: 1-1557 (518 amino acids)
Biological process (GO): transmembrane transport
Molecular function (GO): transmembrane transporter activity
Source: RefSeq, a predicted model, not a curated record